Molecule: messenger RNA, 725 nt
Organism: Guyanagaster necrorhizus
Lineage: Eukaryota; Fungi; Basidiomycota; Agaricomycetes; Agaricales; Physalacriaceae
Exons: 3
Coding region: 1-387 (128 amino acids)
Source: RefSeq, a predicted model, not a curated record
AUGAAGCUCGCGUUUUCUACUGCAUUCCUUGUAGCCUUCUUCGCACGAUCCACUGCCUCUGCUGCAGUGCGCAGAGACAUCUUUGACCCACCCAUCCUCUCCCCUGGUAGCGGAACAGUCUGGAUGGUGAAGACGACCCAAAACGUCUCCUGGGACACCUCCAACCCUCCUGAACCCAUCACAGACCGCAACCACAGCAGCAUCAGGCUGACCAAGGGCGGCAGACAGUUGCCUCUCGUAUUGGCAGACCAGUUUGAUAUCCUCCUCGGGAGCAUCGAGGUGGAGGUUCCUUGGGUCACUGAAGGCGAUGACUAUUCCAUUAUUCUAUUUGGCGACUCAGGUAAUUGGGGCGAGACGUUCAGUAUCAAAGGCGGCCCUACAUACUAGAUAUAUAUGGUACGGCUUCAUUUGUCUCAGAUGCCGGGCAGGGAUUCGUACUGGUACUUUGCAUUAUCUUGUGAUGCAUUCAUAUGAAACAGAUAAAUCGCGAGUUGCCAUUCCUCCCGAUCGGAAACCAUGCCUUUUGACGACCUUUUAUUAGCCUGCGGAUAAGAUAGAGUGCUUUUGAUUAUGACUAUGACCGUGGGAUGUCGCGGCUCAAUAAAGUAAUAAGAACAACAUUGUAAGAACUAUUGGAAUAAGUAAGUAAAGUGUGUACAGGUAUAUGAGUUAAGUAACAUACCUCAGUCGGCGCAGUAUAAGUGAAACAACUGAGGGUGUGGACA